AGUACCAGAUGCCCAACAACAGCUCCAUCAGCGAGUUCCUCCUGCUGGCAUUGGCAGACACGCGGCAGCUGCAGCUCCUGCACUUCUGGCUCUUGCUGGGCAUCUACCUGGCUGCCCUCCUGGGCAACGGCCUCAUCAGCACAGCCGUAGCCUGCCACCACCGCCUGCACACCCCCAUGUACUUCUUCCUCCUCAACCUCGCCCUCCUCGACCUGGGCUGCAUCUCCACCACUCUCCCCAAAGCCAUGGCCAAUGCCCUCUGGGACACCAGGACCAUCUCCUAUGCAGGAUGUGCUGCACAGCUCUUUUUCUUUCUCUUCUUCAUCUCAGCAGAAUAUUGCAUUCUCACCAUCAUGUCCUAUGACCGCUACGUUGCCAUCUGCAAGCCGCUUCAUUAUGGGACCUUGAUGGACAGCAGAGCUUGUGCCACCAUGGCAGCAGCUGCCUGGGGCACUGGGGCCCUUAAUUCUCUUCUGCACACUGCCAGUACAUUUUCACUGCCUCUCUGCAAAGGCAAUGCUGUGGAUCAGUUCUUCUGUGAAAUCCCCCAGAUCCUCAAGCUCUCCUGUUCUGCUUUUUACCUGAGAGAAGUUGGACUUAUCAUAUUUAGUGCCUUAAUCUUUUAUGCUUGUUUCAUAUUCAUUGUGCUGUCCUAUGUGCAGAUCUUCAGGGCUGUGCAGAGGAUGCCCUCUGAGCAGGGACGGCACAAAGCCUUCUCCACGUGCCUCCCUCACCUGGCUGUGCUCUCCCUGUUUCUCAGCACUGUGAUGUUUGCCCACCUGAAGCCACUUUCCAUCUCCUCCCCAUUCCUGGAUCUGGUGGUGGCAGUGAUAUACACGGUGGUACCUCCAGUAAUGAACCCCGUCAUCUACAGCAUGAGGAACCAGGAGCUCAAGGAUGCUCUCAGAAAACUGUUUGGAGAUAUCUUGCUUCGGCAUCAAUAACAUGUUUAUCGUAUGACUAUCAGAAAUUCAGGAAAAGCUCAGAAUGCCUUUAUUUCAUCUCUUUCA
This is a messenger RNA of Phasianus colchicus (ring-necked pheasant), 1010 nucleotides long. The record is from RefSeq and is a predicted model, not a curated record. Lineage: Eukaryota; Metazoa; Chordata; Aves; Galliformes; Phasianidae.